This is a messenger RNA of Epinephelus fuscoguttatus (brown-marbled grouper), 5441 nucleotides long. RefSeq names its product sialic acid-binding Ig-like lectin 10. The coding region runs from base 496 to 2823 and encodes 775 amino acids. The record is from RefSeq and is a predicted model, not a curated record. The transcript is spliced from 10 exons. Lineage: Eukaryota; Metazoa; Chordata; Actinopteri; Perciformes; Serranidae.
UCUGUAGUGGGUGUUAAAUCUAUAGACAUGUACUGUAGUAAAUGAUAAGGACAAAGUUGUUGCCAGUUCGUAGCUGAAAAUAGUUAUAAUGUAGCACCUUUUAAGUGUCCAGAGGAUGUUGGUAGAGACAGUACAGUGAUGCCUUUUAAGGGGAUGAUUUAAUGAAGAAUCACUUCAGGGACUUACAUAUGGUACACACAUAUGGCCAGUCAUGACAAUGAUCUAAGAAAAAUCAGGACUUGUUCCAUUUCAUUAAUUAUUUAAGUUGCACAUCAUCAUAUAUACAUAUAAAAUAUAUCACUUUGAUAUUUUAGAGAUUUUUGCUCACAAUGUGUCAGUCUGAGGAGAGUGUGUAGAGAAACAACCUUGUGCAGAGGGAAGUAAAGGGAGGAGGAGGAGUCGCUGUGGAGAGAAGAGAGCAGAAGAACAAGACAAAAACAGGGUAAAGUUUAUCCUGUGGAGGGAGAGACUGUCUGUCUCAAACAUCAAAUCAGGAUGUUUGUUGUCAUCCUGGUGACCCUGCUGUUCUCUGUGAGAGGCAGCAAUGCUGACACAGGUGCAGAUUGGAGAAGACCAUUCUGUGACAGAGGAUACUGUAUCACUCUCAGUGAAGGAGAAAUAACAGCAGAGGCCGGACUCUGUGUUGUGAUACCGUGUCUUUUCACCACUGGAAAUGACUUUAUACCCCAACAUAUAGUUUGGUACAAAUGUGAACCAUCAAAACAAAGAUGUGGUGAUUCAGACAUUAUAUUCCACACUAACAAGAACAACAAAAAAGUUCAGUCUGGGUUCAAAGGACGAGUGUCACUGUUGGAGCCUGAUGUGACUCAGGGGAACUGCAGCAUCAUCGUCAAUGACCUCACUGAGUCCGACUCUGGAUCAUAUCAACUCAGAGUAAAUGGGAGGUCGGGUGGCUUUGGUUUUCUUCACAGAGCAACUGUCUCUGUUAAAGGUCUGACCCAGAGGCCCACAGUGAUGAUUCCUCCUCUGACAGAGGGACAGCAGACCACACUGACCUGCACUACUCCUGGUCUCUGCUCUGGAUCUGACCCUGAAAUCACCUGGAUGUGGAGAGGAGCAGGAGAGGCGGACUCUCACACCACAGGAAACAUCACUGCUUUCAAGACUGAGGAUCUGACUGCUGUCACUCAGAGACACAGCUCAACUUUGACCUUUAACCCUUCAGCUAAACACCACGGCACCGAUGUCACCUGUAAGGUCAGCUUCACAAACAACAUCACAACAGAGGAGACAGUGACUCUGAACGUGACCUAUGUGAAGGAAGUUAAAAUCACUGGGAAUACAAGUGUGAAGGAGGGUGAGGCUCUGAGUCUGAUCUGCAGUGUUGAAAGUUUCCCUCCAGCUCUCAUUACAUGGACUAAAUAUUCUGAUGAAAUGCAAAAUAAAACAGAAACUAUUCUGCAGAACAACACUGUUACUGACCUGCAGAACAACACUGUUACUGACCUGCAGAACAACACUGUUACUGACCUGCAGAACGACACUGUUACUGACCUGCAGAACGACACUGUUACUGACCUGCAGAACAACACUGAGACCUUCCUGGAAAAAAGUGGAAUGGACACCUUUUCCAUCCUUAACGUGACAACAGCAGAUGCUGGACUGUACAUCUGCACAGCAAAACAUCAGAACAACACCCUGAUGGGAAAAGUUAAUGUCACAGUGAUAUAUAUGAGGAAACUUGUAAUCACUGGAGACACAACUGUUGAGAAAGGAGAUGCUUUAAAUCUGACCUGCAGUGUUGAAAGUUUUCCUCCGUCUCAUGUCACAUGGACUGUACGUGGUUCCAACACAAACCUGCAGAGUGGACCUGAUAGUGACUUACAGAAGGACACUGGAUCAGCCACACUCUUCAUCCCUGAUGUGACAGCAGAACAUUCUGGACAGUACAUCUGUACAGCACAACACCUGGACACAACUGUUACUACAUAUGCUGAUAUCACUGUGACUUGGUUUUCAAAGAUCUUGGAAACCUCUGGAUGUGUGGUUCAGUCAGAGGUCCUGACUUGUGUGUGCAUCAGUGAGGGGUUUCCUUUGCCCACCAUCAAAUGGCCGCUGUUGAAGAAUCGCACUGAGUACUCUGUCGUUACCACUGUGUCAAACCACAUGGUCAACAGCACCGCCACUGUGACUGUAAAAGACCACAGCACUUCUGUUGAGUGUGUCAGCAGCAACACAAAUGGGGAAGCAAAAGAAAACCUCACCAUUCGAAAUGACAUCUCAGAUCAAGAUGGUCAAACCAGUGAAGUACUGAAAAUUGUCUCACGGCCUGAAGUCAUCAUUGCCUUUGUGAUUGGGGUAGUUCUUUCAGCAGUCCUUUGCUGUUUGGCAAACAAAUGUCACAGAAAAAAACAGAAGAGCUCUGGAAAUCUGGAGGUGGUGACCGGUCAAGAGUAUCCACUGAUAGAUGCUGGUCAAACAGUGGAAGAUGAUCAGACCUACUACCAAGAGGCAGCUGAAGAAGGGGGAGCUGUGGCAGCAGAGAAAGCAACGUCUGAUCUCAAUGGUGGACCAAAAGAUGUGGAGUACGCCAGCAUUGAUUUCUCAGUGAUGAAAAGGAGGAGUCCCAGGGAGGCAGCAAAGAAGCAGGAGACCACGGAGACAGAGUAUGCUGAAAUUAAGAAAACAGUGAAAAAGGAAACUGAAGAGAAUGGUAAAGAGGAAGGUGAAGUUUUGGAGGGCAAAGAGGAGCAGGCGAUGAUCGAGGAGGAUGAGGAGACAAAACAGUAUGUUCCUGAAGAGGAGGAAGGGGAGGAAAUGGCAGUGUACUCCAGUGUAAAGGAUGUAAUGGAUGAGAUGUGAGGACUGUUGCAUUGUGGAGUUGCUUGAGGAUAACGUUUCCUUGCUCUUAUCAGAUGUAAUGGACUGAUGAUGGAUUGUUAUUCUGGUGAAUGUAAAUGGGUUUCACCACAAGGCUGUGAUCCUCAAACGCCAAUUUCAGCAUGUCGUAACCUUAAGUGGUGAAGACACUUCACACCUCUAUGUUAGGAGCUGUGCAAAUCCAUUCAUUCCACCAAGACUGGACUGGAAGUUUGACUGAAUUUCCUUAUAUGUCAUUGACCCCUCUCUAAGCCCCGCCACUUUGUGAUGGUCUGUCAAGCUGUCAGAGUGAGCAUGGAGCCCACACUGUAACUAACUGCACUCCCUGAAGAAAUAUUAUCAUAUUUUUGGAAAAAUGAAAGAGUGAUUCCAGAGAGAAGCAGACAGAGGGGUCUACAGUCUGUGUUUGAAGGAUAUAUCCAGGAUGUCAAACUGACUCAGCAGCAACAACAGGUUAAAAAGACAAAGAUAGUUAGAAGCUAAAGCCAAACUAUAGGCUACAGAUCACAGUGUAAAAGUGAACCACCACAUCACUGCUGAUCGCCACAGAAGACAAUGAAUAUAAAGGGAAACUUUUCUGAUAUUGAACCAGCUGUGUGGCAUCGCAGUGUGUGCAGAUGAAUGGUGUUUGGCUGUGUUUCUUAUGUGCUUGUCCUGUACAGCAGGGUUGGUCUUUUCUCACUGUUAUAAUCAUUAAAAAGCAAAAGCAGCAUGUGUACAUUCAGUGGGCUGUAUCUUCAGUAGCUAGCUAGCUAACCCUACACUUUUCAGGGUCUGAUUUUGGUUUUGGAACAGGGAAGAAACGUUUAUCUUUUUCCAACCUCUCCAGGUAACGAGUGUCAUUAAUACACGACGUGCCCCAGGCACAACAUUUAGCUCUAAAUCCACAAAACCAGCCUGAAAAUGAAGGAAAUCUCAAAUGACUGCAUUAGAGUCAAUGGAGCACAGCUGUGUUGUUGUCAGACCCUGGUCUGAGCCGGCCAGAUGCUAUGUUAUGAUUAGCCAGUCUGUGUCUGGGGGAGAGACUUUGCAAAGGGUCAGUUGUGUUUUAGUUUUUAUAAACUUAUCAGAGAAGUUUCCCUCCAUCCAUGAAAAAGUUAACACCACCAUUAUGGCAGCAGUUUGUAAAGGGGCAACCAUCUCCAUCCUCUCUGCUCUGAGAGCCAAAGUGAAAUUUGUUUGAUACCUUUUAUUUAACUAAGAUGAACACAUGCCUUAAGUGUCAGCCCACAUUUCUCUGCAAAAAUUAACCCUCACUUUGAAGAGGUUACUCUUUUUCAGAAUUCCUUCAGGGAUGGCAAAGUUGUUUUUGUGUGUCGGUCAGUUUGUUGGACCACUUUGGUUUAAACUGAAAUAUCUCAGCAAUUAUUCAGUGGUUUCCCAUUAAAUUUUGUACACUCAUGGUCCCCAGAAGAGUCCCAGUCUUCUUCUCUGGUGCAGUAGCAGCAAUGGAGGAGUCACACACAGAGAACAAAAAGAUUCAGACUAAUGUCUAAAUUUUUAAAUGGUUUUAUUCAAAUAUUAGGGCUAUGCAGAUGACGGAACAAUGUUCAAAAGUGCAUAAAGCUCACAGUGCAAAGGUUUCAUUCCAUUUUGAACUGUCAUUAGUGCCGCAGUUUUUGGCACUAAGGAAACUCCAACAUGGACUGCAAUGUUUGCACUCUAAGCACUUUUGCACAUUUGUACAGCCCUAAUGUGCUUUGACCCAGACUGAAUCUUUGUUCUUUGUGCGAGUUCUCCAUUGUUGCACUCUCCAGAGGAUAUAUCCCAAUGAACAGACCUUUAUUUCCCCCUUAGGGUAAACUUAUCUUGUAUUUAAUGCUGAUUAGCAAAUGUUAGCAUGCUAAUGUGCUAAAUUAACAUGGUGAACAUGUUAGCAUGCGGUUUUAGCAUUUAGAUCAAAACAGCUCAGCUGUCACUGAACCUAACAGCUUCAGUUUCAUACUGUAGCUGCGAGUGUGGCUGUAGUCUUUGUCUUGUUUCAUUUUUAGUAAGUGUCUAUAGACGGUAACCCAAAUGUAAGACUGUUAGCUUAUCUCUGUGCAGUACUCACAUGGACAUACAUGUAUUGAGAAAGUUAGAUCCCUUCCUUAAGCAAGUCUGAUUUCAGAGAUCUAAACCUACAGUUCAAUCUGCAUUACAGAGAUCAACCAAAGUUGCUGCAAUGAGGCUUUAGUGAGACACAUAAUGUGGAUGUCUUCUAAAGUUACUGUUUUUGGUACAAAGUUCUGUCAUUGUGUUUUCAACUAAAGCUGCACAUCUUCAGCUGAACUUUGAGAUGCAUUUUCCCCCCAGAAAUUAGGACUGUAGACAGUGGAACUGCAUUAGGAUGGGUCCUGUUUAGGGCCACUAUGGACAGUAUUAAUUGCAAAAAUUUGGAUGUACAUAUAGACAUCUAAGAGUUCUUUCAAGACUUACUUGAAAAAGACAAAAAAAAAACAAAACAAAACAAAACAAAACAAAAAAAACCGGACAUUCUCACUGUAAACUUGUUUAAAUGUAUGCAUUUUAUUUAAAAUAUGAAGAAUUUGUAAAUACAAAUCAGUAAGCUGUCUUUUAUUAUUGUUAUUAUUUUCAAUAUUUGGCUUUUUUUUAAUCUG